CGUCAUUCGGCGGAGACCUAAUAGCCUCACAAACGUAUCUGACCUUGAGCCUAUAUAAACAACUCACUCCCCCCCUAAUCUCACAAAGCUCAUUUUCUUUUCAUCAUCACCAAAUCAUAAGCGGCUAACAAACUAGGGUUUCGAGGUUUUCUCUGAGUCAGGUUUCGUUUGAUUGAACACAAAGAAGAGAUCGAAAAACUCCAGAUCGAGAUCAAUAUAUUCAUAUACAUAAGAGCGUGAAUGAGAUUAUGAUGGAAUCGAAAGGUGGUAAUAAAAAGUCGUCGUCGUCUAGUUCCUUAUGUUACGAAGCUCCCCUCGGUUACAGCAUUGAAGACGUUCGUCCCAACGGUGGCAUCAAGAAAUUCAAAUCUUCUGUUUACUCCAACUGCGCGAAGAGGCCAUCCUGAGUACCAUUCAGUUCAGACAGUCCUCGUAGUUUAACUUUCUUUACAAUUUCAGUUUACUUUCAGCUCUGGUUCCUAACUUCCUCCUCUCACAAUGUCACUCUCUGCAAUCGGGUUCGAAGGCUACGAGAAGCGUCUCGAAGUCUCCUUCUUCGAGCCGAGUCUCUUCCUCGACACUCACGGGAAAGGACUCCGGGCCUUGUCCAAAUCUCAGAUCGACGAGAUCCUCGCACCAGCUGAGUGCACCAUCGUUUCCUCUCUCUCCAACGAUGAACUCGACUCUUACGUCCUCUCCGAGUCCAGCCUCUUUAUCUUCCCUUACAAGAUCAUCAUCAAGACUUGCGGGACUACGAAGCUCCUCCUCUCUAUCGAGCCGCUCUUGAGGUUGGCCGGUGGGGUUUCUCUCGAGGUUAAGUCCGUGAGGUACACUCGCGGAAGCUUCCUCUGCCCUGGAGGUCAGCCGUUCCCUCACCGUAACUUCUCUGAAGAGGUUUCUGUGCUCGAUGGGCAUUUUGCUAAGAUGGGUUUGAGCAGUGUUGCGUACUUGAUGGGUGAUGAUGAUGAAACCAAGAAGUGGCAUGUUUACUCUGCUUCUGCUCCUGCCAAGAACUCUAACGGCGACAACAAUGUCUACACUCUCGAGAUGUGUAUGACUGGUCUGGAUAAAGACAAGGCAUCUGUGUUCUUCAAGAACGAGUCGAGCUCUGCUGGCUCCAUGACGGAUAACUCUGGUAUCAGGAAGAUACUUCCUCAAUCCCAAAUCUGCGACUUUGAGUUCGAGCCCUGCGGCUACUCGAUGAACAGCGUCGAAGGUGACGCCAUCUCCACCAUCCAUGUGACCCCUGAAGAUGGAUUCAGCUACGCUAGCUUUGAGGCAGUGGGGUACGAUUUCACGACCAUGGACUUGAGCCAACUCGUCUCAAGGGUGCUAACUUGCUUCGAGCCGAAGCAAUUCUCAGUAGCGGUGCACUCUAGCGUCGCACAGAAGAGCUACGACCACUCUGGUCUCUCUGUGGACCUGGAGGAUUACGGAUGCAGGGAGACAACUGUGGAGUCUCUAGGAGAAGAGAGAGGAACAGUGAUAUAUCAGAGGUUCGAGAAGCUGGGAAUGUACUGUGGUUCUCCGAGAUCGACUUUGAAAUGUGAGUGGAGCAGCAACAGUAGCUGCACUAGCGAGGACGAGAAGGAAGAGGGAAUCUAAGCUCUUUUGUUUAGUUUUGUUGUUUCAAAUAAUAAUGUUGCCUUUGUGUUUUUUUCUCCUUAAAAACCAGUAAUAAUUGUGUUUGGUCUCUGUGUAUUCAGAUGAUCGAAUAUUAUGAAAUAUCUAUCAAUAAGACCAUUUUCGUGAUACAA
Brassica rapa (field mustard) is the source of this 1757-nucleotide messenger RNA. Its product is annotated as S-adenosylmethionine decarboxylase proenzyme 2. NCBI's taxonomy places the organism in Eukaryota, Viridiplantae, Streptophyta, Magnoliopsida, Brassicales, Brassicaceae. Gene Ontology annotation, biological process: spermine biosynthetic process; spermidine biosynthetic process. Gene Ontology annotation, molecular function: adenosylmethionine decarboxylase activity. Gene Ontology annotation, cellular component: cytosol. The record is from RefSeq and is a predicted model, not a curated record.